CACAUAAAGUCCCCUCAACCUAUAGUCCUCUUGCAUAAAAGUCACAAAGCCCUCCACUUUGAGUUCCAUGCUCAAUGUUCUCAUUUCUAAAGAGAUAAAAAAGAGAGAGAUAAACUGAUUAAAAGAAAUUUCACAAAGCUCUCUUUAAUUUAUCCCUCCAUCUUCACUCUCUCAACUCUUUAUCCUUAGUUUCGUCUCUCCUGUCUUCUUGGUAACCAUGAGAGCUGAUGAAAAUAACACUUUAGAUCUUAAUAACUUACCUGAUGAUCCUUCUAGAGACAUUUUCCCAUUCUUUGAAGAAGGCUUCUCUUCAUCUUCUUCUUCUGGAGGGUUUAGAGAGAAGCAAACAAAAGAUGGGAAAGAGUAUGAAUGUAGAUUUUGUUCACUAAAGUUCUUCAAAUCUCAAGCUCUCGGUGGCCACAUGAACCGCCACCGUCAAGAAAGAGAGACGGAGUCACUAAACAAAGCUCGUGAACUUGUUCUUCGCAACGAUAGCUUUCCUCCUCAUCAAGGACCUCCAUCGUUUAGUUAUCAUCAAGGAGAUGUGCAUAUAGGAGACCUAACACAAUUUAAACCAAUGAUGUACCCACCGAGACAUUUCUCACUCCCCGGCUCUUCCUCCAUCCUCCAGCUGCAACCACCAUAUCUUUAUCCUCCGCUGUCUUCACCGUUUCCUCAACAUAACACCAACAUAGGCAACAACGGUACGCGUCACCAAACCCUAACCAAUAGCGUUUGCGGUGGUCGUGCACUACCUGACUCAAGUUACACCUUCAUCGGUGCACCAGUGGCUAAUGGUUCUAGAGUUGCUCCACAUCUACCUCCACAUCAUGGGCUAUAAUGAUAAUAAAAAAUUGAAACAAAUGUAUUUCUCUUUUUUGGAUUUUUCUUUUCAAAUUUGGUUGUUUAUUAAAUGUUAGACUUUAAUUUAUCCAUCAAGUGUUUAAAAUUUAUCUAUAGUUCAAUCAAAUAGAAAGCCCCGAGGGCGCCAUAUUCUAGGAGCCCAAACUAUGUGAUUGAAUAAAUCCUCCUCUAUCUGUUGCGGGUCGAGGACUCCUUCUCCUUCCCCUU
This is a messenger RNA of Arabidopsis thaliana (thale cress), 1071 nucleotides long. RefSeq names its product C2H2 and C2HC zinc fingers superfamily protein (gene NUB). Bases 218 to 841 code for a protein of 207 amino acids. Gene Ontology annotation, biological process: phyllome development; floral organ development; regulation of DNA-templated transcription. Gene Ontology annotation, cellular component: nucleus. Gene Ontology annotation, molecular function: DNA-binding transcription factor activity. Lineage: Eukaryota; Viridiplantae; Streptophyta; Magnoliopsida; Brassicales; Brassicaceae. The record is from RefSeq and is marked reviewed. The transcript is spliced from 5 exons.